GCUCUAAUUGGAAGCAAUUUUAGUGAACAACACGUGCAAAAAUAAAAAGCUAUUUUUCUACAUUAUUAAGUCAUUUAAAACAUAAUGAGUACCAAUAAUGCAAAAAUCAAAUAUAUAAUUGCAGAUACAACUGCUUUCAUCAAUGCUGUACCACUGAACGAAUAUGCUGAAAAUGUGCUCACCGUGCCAGAGGUGGUGGCUGAGGUGCGCAACAAGAGGCAAAUCCGCCGUCUCUGUGUGCUGCCAUUUGAUCUGCAGGUGCGCGAACCGCGUCCAGAAAGUGUAAAGUAUUGCGUGGAGUUUGCCAAGAAGACGGGCGACUAUGCGAGCUUAUCUGGCAUCGAUUUGAAAGUAAUUGCUCUCACAUAUGAACUGGAGGCGGAUAUGUUAGGUACGGAGCAUCUGCGGAGCGAACCAGUCGUAUCACAAGUGAUAGCCUCGAAGGAGAAACCUGAGGAAAUGCAGGAUGUCAACAAUAAGCGAUUGGUUGGCUGGUACAUGCCCGAAGGCAACGAAGACGAAGAGGAAGAUGACAGUGACAGUGAGGAAGAAUGCGAUAACGGAGAAGAUGAAGCUGAUAUUGAAUCAAAGUUAGAUAAAGGCAGUGACAAUGUGGAUCAUAUAAAGGCAGCCAUAGAAGCGCAGCUGAGAGGAGAGCACGUACAGAAACCAACAGAUGCAGAUGCUGAAAAGGAUGCUUCUGUCGACUAUGAUGAUGACGAAGAUGAUUUGACUCAGGAGGAACUAGAUAAGUUAUUUGAGAAACUUAAAUGUUCUCCAUCUGUAGAUGAGGAGCAAGCUACAGCGGAUAUAUUGGUUGCACUGCCUACAACGAAAGCCGAAUCCGAUGAUGAGCAUGAAUCACAACAUCAAAACAAUGUCAAUGUCAAUGACGAUGACGAGGUUGGUGACGAUGGCUGGAUAACACACUCAAACAUCAAAAAGGCCAAAAAGGCGCUGGAGGGCAAAGUGGAGACAGACCUGAUUCCGCCAGUGGCAUGUAUGACAACAGAUUAUGCGCUGCAGAAUGUGCUCAAGCAGCUGAAUCUUCAACUAGCCGCACUCAAUGGACGCAUUAUUAAACAGUUGCGCACCUACAUAUUGCGUUGUUAUGCUUGCUUUAGGACGACAAGCAUUAUGACCAAGGUCUUCUGUCCCAAUUGCGGCAAUAAAACGCUUAAGCGUGUGGCGGUCAGCCUGGAUGAGAACGGCAAACAAGUGAUACAUAUAAACACACGACGCCCCCUGACGUCCAAGUAUAAGAACCAAAGCCUGCCACGCUUCCAUGGCGGCAAGCAUUCGCGCAAUCCCAUACUGUUUGAGGAUCAGCCAAUGCCUCGACAGAUGCCCUCACGCGUUGCCAAAACAAAGACAAAUGCCCUUAAUGAUGAUUACAUUGCCGGCUUCUCGCCUUUUGUGAUGCGUGAUGUGGACUCGAAAUCGGCAAUGCUCCGUUCCAAGGGCAACUUGAAGGAGUGGGCACGCAACAACAACUUUGAGGAGGAUCGCAGACGCAAAAAUUACAAUCGCUUGUAUAAAUAAUGAAUAGCAUGUUACGUUUAUUAUUAUUCUGAUGAAUAAAACGUUAACUGCAAUAUCAAGUCU
This is a messenger RNA of Drosophila innubila, 1605 nucleotides long. Its product is annotated as RNA-binding protein NOB1. Gene Ontology annotation, cellular component: preribosome, small subunit precursor. Lineage: Eukaryota; Metazoa; Arthropoda; Insecta; Diptera; Drosophilidae. Gene Ontology annotation, molecular function: RNA endonuclease activity. Gene Ontology annotation, biological process: maturation of SSU-rRNA; ribosomal small subunit biogenesis. The transcript is spliced from 2 exons. The record is from RefSeq and is a predicted model, not a curated record. The coding region runs from base 85 to 1542 and encodes 485 amino acids.